AUGGGAUCAGGGAAAGCAUUUUUAAAAGAAAUUUAAGCUGGUGAUAAUGAAAUGAAUAUAAAUCAACUUUAAGAAGAAUUGGACACAAAUAUUUUUACUGUUAGUUUUUCAAGUUUGGGAGAAAAGGAUCGCCAGAAUUAAGUAGUACACUAAGGAGAUCCUUUGUAUUGUUAGAAUUGCAAAGGAAUUCUGAAUAAAUUUUCUAAUCUAUCUCUCUUUAAUAACAGUGGAAGUUGUUUGUAACUUUCAUGGAAUUGUGAGUUUUGUACUCAUCUUAAUGAGAUUUAAAUCCAGGACGGUGAUAUUCCAGAGAAGGAAGAAGCCUUGUACUUGAUUCAAAGUCAUUUCCAGUAAUAGAGUUAAAAAUAAGAAAAAAAUUCAAUAACGUUUUGCAUUGAUACGAGCGGUUCAAUGUCAACUACCACAGAAAUUAAAGGAAAAGUUUCAAUCAAAACAGGAUUAACUAAUAAAGAAUAAGAAAUGCUGAAGUAGUUUAUUUAGCCUGGAACUGAAGCUCAUUAUUUGAAAAAAUAAAAAUAAAUUAGUUAUGUAUCUAGAAAGCAAUGUCUUCUUUCAGCGAUUGAAUAACAAAUCAAAAAAUUACAAUAACAAAACCCAGAGAAGGUUGUAGGAUUGGUAACAUUUAAUAAUGAAGUCGUUGUUUAUGGAGAUGGGUCAUAACAGCCAAUUAAAUUUUAAGAAUAAGAAUUAUAUUAAGAAGUCUAAAUUAAAACAGUAUUAAGCAGAUGUGCUAAUUAAAUGAUGUAAAAUCCAAUUAGCAAAUAAGCGGAUAAUAUCAUCAAUAUUUGCGAAUAAUUAUAGGACAAUGGUCAAACUGCUUUGGGUCCAGCUUUGAUUUCUGCUUUGGAAUUAGCAAAAGUAGGAAAACCUGGAUCUAUGAUUAUCAUAUGCACAGAUGGGUUGGCAAAUUUAGGGAUCGGUGCGUUAGAUAGUGAAUCGAGUAAGAGAUUUUAUUAAGAGCUCGGGAAAAUGGCUGCUGAAAAAGGGAUAAUAAUAUCACUUGUCACAAUAAAAGGGGAGGGGUGUAAAAUAGAUACUUUAGGAGAGUUGGUUGAAAGGACAAAUGGAAUUGUAACUAGAGUCAAUCCUGAAAAAAUAGGUGAAGAUUUUGCGAACAUUAUUAAUGAUGUUGUUGUUGGAACAUAAGUUGAAUUAAAAGUAAUUUUGCAUAAGGCUCUAAAAUUCAGAAGGGAAGACUUAAUAAAAGCAGAAAACAAUACAUUAAAGAAAUAUAUAGGAAAUGUUACGAAAUCAACUCUUUAAACAUUUGAGUAUGAAUUAAAAUCAGAAUAAGAAUUAAAAAAAGAAAAUAUAGACAUAAAAAAAUUAAAAUAAAUUCCAUUUUAAAUUAGAAUUACUUAUACAAAUUUGAAAGGAGAUAGAAUGAUGAAAGUUGUCACUAAAUUAGUCUAAACAACCUAGAAUAAAGUAGAGGCUGAAAAAUCAGCUCAAGUUGAAGUCAUUCAUAAAAGAUUAGCUUAAAAAACAGCAUAAAUAGCUAAAAAAGGCAAUUAUGAAGAAGCAUAGACGUACAAUCAAAAUUGGAAUCAAUAUUUGCAAAAAAAUCCUCAUAUUAACAAUAAUUAAAUAAAUUAGCAGAAGAAUUUAAUUUAUUAAAAACAUAAUGAAAAAUUGUCAACUGCAAUUAAAAAUUAAGAAGUUCGCAAAUAAAAAUCGAUGUGCUUUUCAGAAAUAGAAUAAAAAGGGAAUUCUUUGAAAUAAAAUUCUGAACCUUUUAAUUCAAAAGAGAUAAACAAUGAAAAUUCAGAAAGUAUUCUAUUUGGAAAUUCAUAAUCUAUAAAUACCCCUUUAAAUAAAGAAAAAAAUAGUAAAAGAAUCGAUUAAAAUGAAUACAAGCAAUAAAAAUUCGACACACCAGGUUCACAAUCGAGCUCAAAAAUUGAGUUUAAAAAAAUAUCAUCAAACACUAUUAGUACAAUCGAUUCAAAUUUCAUUAACAGAAAAACUAACUCUAGCCAAGAUUCCAGCUCCUCUAACUAAUCUGACGAAGAUUAAGAUUAAGCAACUUUGUAUUUUUAUGACAAAGGCUAAUUUUGA
Paramecium tetraurelia is the source of this 2079-nucleotide messenger RNA. RefSeq lists its product as uncharacterized. Lineage: Eukaryota; Ciliophora; Oligohymenophorea; Peniculida; Parameciidae. The record is from RefSeq and is a predicted model, not a curated record. The transcript has a single exon. Gene Ontology annotation, molecular function: zinc ion binding; SNARE binding. Gene Ontology annotation, cellular component: COPII vesicle coat; endoplasmic reticulum exit site. Gene Ontology annotation, biological process: intracellular protein transport; endoplasmic reticulum to Golgi vesicle-mediated transport; COPII-coated vesicle cargo loading.